AUGGAGUUGGUAGUAGGUGCCUCAAACACUACCAUGAGGUCUCUCCUGGGCAAGCUGGGUGGCCUUCUUGCCCAGGAGUAUGCUCUGAUGAGUGGAGUCCGUGGCGAUGUUCAGUACAUCAAUGAUGAGCUUGCAAGCAUGCAGGCCUUUCUCCGUGACCUGAGCACUGCCCCAGACCGUCAUGACAACCGGCUCAAGGACUGGAUGAAGCAGAUCCGUGACAUGGGCUAUGACAUUGAAGAUUGCAUUGAUGACUUUGCCCACCGCAUCCCCCGAGAUCCCAGCAGUGAUUUCAAAUGCUUAUUCAUCAGGACAAGAUUCUACGAACUCCGGACGUGGUGGCCUCGCCGUAACAUUGCGUCCAAGAUUGCUGAACUCAAGGUGCGGGCGCAACAGAUUGGUAAGCGCCGUAGACGAUAUGGAGUGGACAACCCAAUCAACUUGAACAAUGGUCCUCUUGUUCGUGCUGUUACGUACGAAAUUGCUGAGCAUCAGCUCACAGGCCAUCAGCUCAUUGUUACGAAGGAACCUGUGGGGGUGACGGCUGACAUGAAGAAGCUCGAGGAUUGGUUGGACUUGGACAAACCUGUUGAAAUGUGUGAUAAGGAGCGAAUUGUUCUGUCCAUAGCCGGAUUUGGCGGCGUGGGGAAGACCACUAUUGCGAUGGCGUUGUACCAAAAUGCCAGGGAUAAAUUUGAUUGUCGGGCAUCGGUCACAGUAUCUCAAAACUAUGAUCAGGGUGCAGUGCUCAGGAUGAUUCUGAAACAAGUCAAGCCACACGAGAGUGAUCCCAAUAUUGAAGGAAGGAGCCACAGCGAACUCAUGGAAGAACUAAAAACUUAUCUGGCCGAAAAGAGUAAUAAGUUUGUCAUCAAUUACCAAAACCUGAAGCAAUAUCUCCUCCUGAUUGAUGACAUAUGGUCUGCACAAACAUGGGAGAAUAUCAGAAAAUGCUUGCCACAUAAUGAUAAAAAAGGCAGCAGAGUAAUAGUGACUACAAGAUUUCAGGCUGUUGGUAGUGCUGCUUGCUCACGAAGAGCAGAAAUUAAUUUUCUUCAUUCAGUCGAUUUUCUUAGUGAUGAAGAGUCUAAAAAAUUGUUUGAUCAAAGUGUUUCUGAAUCCAACAACAACAUAGGUAGUGAGAAAGAACUCCCACCUGAAGAUGUAUGGAAAAUAUGCAGGGGUCUGCCUUUGGCCAUAGUUACCAUGGCUGGUAUUGUUGCUAGCAACCCUCGCAAAUCCAUCAAAGACUGGAAAGAGGCAUGUAACUCAUUAUUUCCAGAGUUGAUGCCUUCUCUGACCCUGGAUGGUGUUACAAGGAUACUCGAUUAUUGCUACAAUGAUUUGCCUGCAGAUCUCAGGACCUGCUCUUUGUACCUGAGCAUAUUUCCUAAGGGUUCAAAAAUUAGUAGGAAGCGUUUCACCCGGAGGUUGAUAGCCGAAGGUUUCGUUAGUGAGAAGCAAGGCUUGUCAGAUGAAGAAGUUGCAGAAACAUACUUUAAUCAGCUGAUAAAAAGGAAGAUAAUACGUCCAGUGGAGCACAGCAGCAACGGGAAGAUAAAAAGCUUUCAAGUGCAUGAUAUGGUCCUUGAAUAUAUUGUUUCGAAGUCAAGCGAAGAGAAUUUUAUUACUGUGGUUGGUGGCCACUGGCUGGUGCCAAUGCCGACCAAUAAAAUCCGCCGACUCUCUGUACAAAGCAGUGGUUCUGAGCAUGGGAAUUCAACGAAACACAUGAACUUAUCGCAAGUGCGAUCUCUGACCAUGUUCCGGAGCCUAGACCAACUUCAUUUCCAUUCUUUCAAUAAUGGAAUUUUACAAGUCCUGGAUCUUGAGGGUUGCAAGGGUUUGAAAGAGAAACAUCUGAAUGACAUGUGUAGAAUGCUUGUACUGAAGUAUUUGAGCCUUAGGCAGACAGAUAUUUCCAAAAUACCCUCUAAGAUUGCAAAACUCGAGUACCUAGAAACUCUUGACCUAAGGGAGACGAAUGUUACUGAGCUCCCAAAAUCUGCAGGACAGCUCAAACGGAUAAUUAAUAUAUUUGGCGGGAAUAAAAGCUCAAGGAAGGGUUUAAAGUUGCCUCAAGAGAUAACUAAGGAGACAAUGAAAGCACUCCGUGUACUGUCAGGGAUCGAGAUUGAUGACAAAUCAACAGGUGUUGCUGGCCUCCAUCAAUUGACGGGGCUUAGGAAGCUUGCAAUUUACAAGCUCAGAUUACAGAAGGGUAGUGAAACCUUGACACAGUUAGGCUCUGCUAUCGAGUAUCUUGGCAGCUGUGGUCUGCAGACUCUGGUGCUCAACGACGAGGGAUCUGAUUUUAUCAACUUGUUGGACACCAUGUCCGGCGCACCUCCAAGAUACCUCAGUGCCCUUGAGCUCUCUGGCAAUUUGAAAGAUGUUCCCCAGUGGAUUACCAAACUCAGUAACCUCAACAAGUUGACCCUUUCUGUGACAGUUCUCCGGACAGAUACUUUUGUGCUCCUGCGCGACCUGCCUUUGUUGUUUUCCCUCACCUUUUCGCUGAGUGCAGCGAAGCAGGAUGAGGCCAUAGUGGACAUCAUUGAUGAUAACAAAUCACAGUCUGGUGGGGUAAUCUACGUUCCAGGUGAGGGAUUCAAGAGUCUUAAGCUGCUUCGCUUCUUUGCACCUCUAGUGCCAAAGCUGAGCUUCCCAGAAGAUGCAAUGCCAGCACUUGAAAGGAUCGAGAUGCGGUUCGAAGCCUUUGAGGGCCUUUUCGGUGUUGACACCCUGAAAAGUCUCAAGGAGGUGCACCUCAGAGUCAAUAGCACAGCAGAUGACAUAACCAACUUCAUAGUAGAUGAUUUGAAGGCCAUCAAGGCGCCAAAGAUAAUCGUGGAUCAUGUUAUCAGCAGCUGA
Molecule: messenger RNA, 2874 nt
Organism: Triticum turgidum subsp. durum (durum wheat)
Lineage: Eukaryota; Viridiplantae; Streptophyta; Magnoliopsida; Poales; Poaceae
Source: the annotation of a GenBank genome assembly